AUGGAUGUGGAUGACGUGCUGCGAGAGUGUGGGGGCUUUGGCCGUUUCCAGCUGCUGCUGCUGGCACUGCUCUCCCUCGCCCGCCUGCCCCUCCCCUGGCACUUCCUGCUGCACAUCUUCCUGUCGGCCGUUCCUCCCCAUCACUGCCGCUCCCCCCACCAGCCCACGGCCAGCAACCUCAGCCGGGACCCCCACCUGACCCCCGCCGACCCCGGGCCCUGCCGCGCCCUCCCCCCCUCACUCAACCACUCCUCCCUCCCCUGCACCAGCGGAUGGGAGUACGACACCUCCCAGUUCACAGCCACCAUCGCCACAGAGUGGGACCUGGUGUGUGAUCGCCGCAGCCUGAACCAAGCUGCCGGAACCUUCUUCUUCCUCGGAGUCAUGUUGGGUGGCCCCAUCUUCGGCUACUUGUCCGACAGGUAUGGGCGGCGCCGGCUGCUGCUCCUGGGCUGCCUGGUGACGGCCAUCUUCGGCACCAUCGCCGCCGUCUCCACCGGCUUCACCAUGUUCGUCAUCUCCCGCUUCCUGUCCGGCCUCGGCCUCACCGCCAUCAACAUUACCGCCUUCACCCUGGCCGUGGAGUGGACGGACGUGAAGCACCGUGCCCAGGUGGGGGCAGUGUGCAGCCUGGCUUGGUGUGUGGGUAACAUGUCGCUGGCACUGAUGGCCUUCCUGCUGAGGGACUGGCGUUGGCUGCAGCUCGCUGUCUCCACCCCCUGCCUACUGUUCGCCGCCGCCUGCUGGUGGGUGCCGGAGUCGGCGCGCUGGCAGCUGUCAGUGGGGCAGAUGGAGGGGGCGCGGAGUGGACUGCUGACCUGUGCCCGGCUCAACCACACCCCACCCCCCCACACAGUGCAGGAGCUGGAGAAGUUGCAGAGCCUAGGACGGGCUCCCCGCCCCUCGCCCCUCGCCCUGGUGAGGACUCGGCAGAUGUGCAGGAUCACCCUCUGCUCCGGAAUGGUCUGGAUGGGAGUGUCUCUGUCGUACUACGGCCUGAGUUUCUCAGUGUCGGGGCUGGGCCUGGGCCUGGGCCUCUACCUGACCCACUUCACCUAUGCGGCGGUGGAGAUGCCGGGGAAGCUGCUGGCCUUCCUGCUGCUUGAGCGUUUGGGCCGCCGAUGGACCCAGGCUGGGCUGCUGCUGCUCACCGCCAGCGUCAUGGGCCUACGCUGCCUGCUGACCCCCGGGCAGCAGGUGCCUCUCCUGGUGCUGGGGAUCGUGGGCAAGGGCAGCGCGGAGGGUGCCUUCACCACCGCCCUCUUCUACAUCACCGAGCUCUUCCCCACCUCACUCAGGCAGAGCGGGCUGGGCUACACGUCGCUGAUGGGGCGCCUGGCAGCCUCGGCUACGCCGCUGGUGAUGCUCCUGGACGAGGUGUGGGUCUUUCUGCCUUCCCUCAUCUUCAUCAGCGUCACCCUGCUGGCUGCAGCCAUGUCCCUGCUGCUUCCCGAGACACGGCACGUGCCUCUGCCCCAGACCGUGGGCCACGUAGAGGACAGCGGGCACCGACACAGCAGGCACCGACACACUGCGGGCACCGACACACCGGGCACCGACACACUGUGGGCACCGACACACAGCGGGCACCGACACACAGCGGGCACCGACACACCGCGGGCACCGACACACCGCGGGCACCGACACACCGCGGGCACCGACACACUGUGGGCACCGACACACUGUGGGCACCGACACACUGCGGGCACCGACACACUGUGGGCACUGGCACACAGCGGGCACCGACACACCGCGGCCACUGGCACAGCGGGCACCGACACACCACGGGCACCGACACACAGCGGGCACCGACACACAGCGGGCACCGACACACUGCGGGCACCGACACACCACGGGCACCGACACACUGCGGGCACUGACACACCACGGGCACUGACACACCGCGGGCACCGACAAACAGCGGGCACUGACACAGCGAUACACUGCGGGUACGGGCGUAGGAACGGAGGAGCAGUGGCGACCAGCGUGACGGACAUCGCCCUACAGCCGCUGGGAGCGGGGGAGUCGCAGACGGCGUUGAGUGAGGAGAGCGAGGUCACCAUGAGGUCUUUGCGGGCACAGACACACAUCAGGCACUGGCACAGCGGGCACCGACACAUUGUGGGCACUGACACACUGCGGGCCCCUGCGGGCCCCUUGGAUUACUGCUAG
Leucoraja erinaceus (little skate) is the source of this 2172-nucleotide messenger RNA. Its product is annotated as solute carrier family 22 member 7-like. The record is from RefSeq and is a predicted model, not a curated record. Gene Ontology annotation, cellular component: membrane. Lineage: Eukaryota; Metazoa; Chordata; Chondrichthyes; Rajiformes; Rajidae. Gene Ontology annotation, molecular function: transmembrane transporter activity. Gene Ontology annotation, biological process: transmembrane transport.